Molecule: messenger RNA, 1929 nt
Organism: Spodoptera littoralis (African cotton leafworm)
Lineage: Eukaryota; Metazoa; Arthropoda; Insecta; Lepidoptera; Noctuidae
Source: the annotation of a GenBank genome assembly
AUGUCUUUUCCUGGUGAUAAUUUGAUGGGAGGCUAUGAACCGGUGCGUGGUCGUGAUGACCAGAACAGCUACACGGUGCGGCAGGCGUAUGAAGACGGCGGUCUCAAGGCUGGAGCUAGUCGCGUGGCCCGGCUUGCAUAUGGCGUCCUCUCUCGUCGUAAAGCAGCGGAGGAGGGCGCGGCUCGACUGGCCCGAGUGCUCUCAGCCCUCGAUCUAACUGCCCUCGGGGUCGGCAGCACCCUCGGAGUGGGUGUCUACGUCCUUGCUGGUGAUGUUGCCAAGAACUAUGCUGGACCUGCCGUGAUACUGUCGUUCCUAUUGGCUGCUGUUGCCAGUGUUUUUGCAGGACUAUGUUAUGCGGAGUUCGGUGCUAGGGUGCCGAAAGCCGGGUCGGCGUAUGUGUACAGCUACGUUUGCGUCGGCGAAUUCAUCGCGUUCAUCAUCGGCUGGAACCUCAUACUAGAAUAUAUUAUUGGUGCAGCAUCGGUGGUGAAGGCUCUGAGCGAAUACUUAGAUUCACUAACGAACAAGGCUAUAUCUACGCACCUAGAAGCGGCCAUGCCCAUAGACACGCCACAUCUAGCGAAGUACCCAGAUAUAUUCGCCUUCUCCGUUAUCAUGGCGUUCUCAGUGGCGCUUGCAUUCGGCGUGAAGGAGUCGACGAAGUUUAACAACUUCUGCACCGGUGUCAACCUGUGUGUCGUACUGUUUGUCAUCAUAUCUGGAUCUUUUAAAGCCGACACGAAGAACUGGCGUAUCCCAGCUGAAGACGUGCCGAAGUCCGAACAUAAAGACUUCGGUACGGGCGGGUUCGCUCCGUACGGACUCGCCGGGAUCAUCAAGGGAGCGGCCGUCUGCUUCUACGGAUUCAUUGGUUUCGACUGCGUGGCGACGGCGGGCGAGGAGGCGCGGCGGCCGCAGAAGUCGAUCCCGUUCGCCGUCGUGGCCUCGCUGCUCGUGGUGUUCCUCGCAUACUGCGGGGUCUCCUCCGUGCUCACGCUCAUGGUGCCCUACUACAUGCAGGACGAGAAGGCUCCGUUUCCGUUCGUGUACGACCAGUUGGGCUGGCCGUGGGCCAAGUACGCAGUCAGUGUCGGCGCCAUCUGUGCGCUCUGCUCCAGUUUGCUCGGCGCAGUGUUCCCUCUGCCCCGCAUUAUAUACGCGAUGUCGUCCGACGGUCUGUUGUUCCGGUUCAUGGGACAGGUCAGCGAGAGGUUCCAGACUCCACUCAUUGGGACCAUGAUCGCUGGACUCUUUACUGGUACCCUGGCGAUGAUCUUCCGCCUGGAGCAGUUGAUCCACAUGAUGUCCAUCGGCACUCUACUGGCGUACUCCAUGGUCGCGUCCUGUGUACUACUGCUUAGAUACGAGUACAGCCAGCCCGCGCACCGCGCCCAGGAGCCGCUGAAGUUCUCGUACCGCGCGGCGCUGCGGCAACUCGUCAACGCAGACCGACACGCGCUGCCCACCAAGCUCAGCUCACUCACUGUCUCCGUACUCGUCACUCUCUACGGUGUAUGGUGUUUCGUGAUGAUGUCAAGUAUCAAUCAGUACGGCGACGCCAUCCUGGAAGGUCACGUGGGCGCCGUGGCCAUGUUGGCUGUAGGUACUAUACUCGUCGUGGUCACUCUCGUCGCCAUCUCACGACAACCUGUGUCCGAUAAGAAACUGGCCUUCUCUGUCCCCCUAGUCCCGUGGUUGCCAGGUAUAAGUAUCCUCAUCAACGUGUACUUGAUGCUCAACCUGGAUUACAUGACCUGGCUACGGUUCGCAGUCUGGAUCGCCGCUGGUCUCCUAAUCUACAUUACAUAUGGUGCGUGGCACAGUUCAGAACGCAAGCGUAAGAACGAUACUGUACCAAUGGCAGACCUGCACAGUGACAGCCAGACCGCUUUGCUGAACAACGGACUGACACACGCGCUCGGCUGA